Lolium rigidum is the source of this 1545-nucleotide messenger RNA. RefSeq names its product cytochrome P450 99A2-like. The transcript is spliced from 2 exons. The coding region runs from base 4 to 1545 and encodes 513 amino acids. The record is from RefSeq and is a predicted model, not a curated record. Gene Ontology annotation, molecular function: heme binding; oxidoreductase activity, acting on paired donors, with incorporation or reduction of molecular oxygen; iron ion binding. NCBI's taxonomy places the organism in Eukaryota, Viridiplantae, Streptophyta, Magnoliopsida, Poales, Poaceae.
AUCAUGGAGCUAAGCGCAGCCACGCUCGUCUCCAUCGCCCUCAUCUCGCUGGCAAUUGUCGUGUUCGUGCUUAGCAACAGUAGCAGCUCCAAGCAGAGGCGGCCUCCUGGUCCGAGGUGCCUCCCCUUCAUCGGGAGCCUUCUCCACCUCCUCACGUCGGAGCCGCAGGUCGCCCUCCGGGACCUGGCGAAGAAACACGGCCCCGUGAUGUACCUGCGGCUGGGCCACAUCGACACCGUCGUCAUCUCCUCGCCGGAGGCGGCGCAGGAGGUUCUCCGCGACAGCUCCCUCGCCUUCGCGUCGCGGCCCAGCAUCGUGUCCACGGAGAUCAUGUGCUACGGGAGCACCGACAUCGCCUUCGCCCCGCACGGCGCGUACUGGAGGACGCUGCGCAAGAUCUGCACGGUUGAGCUCCUCAGCCCGCGCAAGGUGAAGCAGUUCGCGCCCAUCCGGAACAGCGAGACCCUUUCCCUCGUACGAAACAUCCGCGACGCAGCCGCCAGAGGUGGCGGCCAGCCGGUCAACAUUGGCAGGCUGCUCGUGUUGUGCACGAACUCGAUCACCGCCAAGGCUACGUUCGGGGUAGAGUGCGGCGCCGAGCUCCAGGAGCAGUUCUUGUCCGCGAUGGUUGUCACACUAGAGUUCAGCGGGGGCGUCUGCGUGGGGGACCUCUUCCCGUCCCUCUGGUUCGUGGAUGCCGUCACCGGGCUGAGGCGCCGGCUCUGGCGAGCGCGAAGAAACCUCGACGUCGUGUUUGGGAAGAUAAUAGAGGGGUGCGAGGCGCGGCGAGAGGAGAAGAAGUACAAGACAGGAACGGCGAGCGGAGACGAUGACCUCCUAACACUCAUGCUUAGGAUCCGAGACGAGGGGGAGCUCGAGUUCCCCAUCACCACAGAAAACAUCAAAGCAAUUAUAGUGGAUUUAUUCACGGCGGGGACGGAGACGACGUCGUCCAGCGCGGAGUGGCUCAUGUCGGAGCUCAUGCGAAACCCGGAGGUGAUGGUGAAGGCGCAGGCUGAGGUGCGACGAGUAUUCGACAACAAGCCGCCACAGGAGCACGAGAGCCUCCUGGAGGAGUUGCCCUACAUGAGGAUGAUGGUCAAAGAGGGCAUGAGGCUGCAUCCGGUGCUGCCACUCCUGCUCCCCCGUUUAUGUGGUGAGACCUGCAACGUUGGGGGAUUCGAGGUCGCCAAAGGCUCCAGGGUAAUGGUUAACGCGUGGGCGAUAGCAAGGAGCCCCGAUCAUUGGCAAGACGCUGACAAGUUCAUGCCAGAGAGAUUUCAGGAUAGUACGGUGGACUACAAAGGCACGCAGUAUGAGUUCUUGCCGUUCGGGAGCGGCCGGAGGAUGUGCCCCGGCGGCAACUUCGGAGUUGCCGUGCUGGAGCUUAUCGUGGCCCGUCUUCUAUACUACUUUGACUGGAGCCUCCCCUCCGGCAUGGAGCCUGGUGACCUCAACAUGGACAUGAUUGUCAGCGCCACGUCCAGGAGAAAGAACCAGCUGCAUCUGGUGGCGCUGCCACGUAAGGUUCAGAUGGACACAUGA